GCGCGACCUGGGUGCCAUGGCGGCGGCGGCGGUGACAGGCCAGCGGCCUGAGACCGCGGCGGCCGAGGAGGCCUCGAGGCCGCAGUGGGCGCCGCCAGACCACUGCCAGGCUCAGGCGGCGGCCGGGCUGGGCGACGGCGAGGACGCACCGGUGCGUCCGCUGUGCAAGCCCCGCGGCAUCUGCUCGCGCGCCUACUUCCUGGUGCUGAUGGUGUUCGUGCACCUGUACCUGGGUAACGUGCUGGCGCUGCUGCUCUUCGUGCACUACAGCAACGGCGACGAAAGCAGCGAUCCCGGGCCCCAGCACCGUGCCCAGGGCCCCGGGCCCGAGCCCACCUUAGGUCCCCUCACCCGGCUGGAGGGCAUCAAGGUGGGGCACGAGCGUAAGGUCCAGCUGGUCACCGACAGGGAUCACUUCAUCCGAACCCUCAGCCUCAAGCCGCUGCUCUUCGAAAUCCCCGGCUUCCUGACUGAUGAAGAGUGUCGGCUCAUCAUCCAUCUGGCGCAGAUGAAGGGGUUACAGCGCAGCCAGAUCCUGCCUACUGAAGAGUAUGAAGAGGCAAUGAGCACUAUGCAGGUCAGCCAGCUGGACCUCUUCCGGCUGCUGGACCAGAACCGUGAUGGGCACCUGCAGCUCCGUGAGGUUCUGGCCCAGACUCGCCUGGGAAAUGGAUGGUGGAUGACUCCAGAGAGCAUUCAGGAGAUGUACGCCGCGAUCAAGGCUGACCCUGAUGGUGACGGAGUGCUGAGUCUGCAGGAGUUCUCCAACAUGGACCUUCGGGACUUCCACAAGUACAUGAGGAACCACAAGGCAGAGUCCAGUGAGCUGGUGCGGAACAGCCACCAUACCUGGCUCUACCAGGGUGAGGGUGCCCACCACGUCAUGCGUGCCAUCCGCCAGAGGGUGCUGCGCCUCACUCGCCUGUCGCCUGAGAUCGUGGAGCUCAGCGAGCCGCUGCAGGUUGUUCGAUAUGGUGAGGGGGGCCACUACCAUGCCCACGUGGACAGUGGGCCUGUGUACCCAGAGACCAUCUGCUCCCAUACCAAGCUGGUAGCCAACGAGUCUGUACCCUUCGAGACCUCCUGCCGGCAAGUAUCUCCCAACUGGGGGCUGCCUUCAAUCCUCAGACCAGGAACACCCAUGACACAGGCACAGCCCUGCACUGUGGGCGUGCCCCUUGGCAUGGGGCCAGGAGAUCACUGGGUUAUCCCGGUAAGCCCCUGGGAGCAUCCACAACUGGGGACCUGCUCAGUGGCCCCCCUGCCUUACAGCUACAUGACAGUGCUGUUUUAUUUGAACAACGUCACUGGUGGGGGCGAGACUGUUUUCCCUGUAGCAGAUAACAGAACCUACGAUGAAAUGAGUCUGAUUCAGGAUGACGUGGACCUCCGUGACACACGGAGGCACUGUGACAAGGGAAACCUGCGUGUCAAGCCCCGACAGGGCACAGCAGUCUUCUGGUACAACUACCUGCCUGAUGGGCAAGGUUGGGUGGGUGACGUAGACGACUACUCGCUGCACGGGGGCUGCCUGGUCACGCGCGGCACCAAGUGGAUUGCCAACAACUGGAUUAAUGUGGACCCCAGCCGAGCGCGGCAAGCGCUGUUCCAACAGGAGAUGGCCCGCCUUGCCCGAGAAGGCGGCACCGACUCACAGCCCGAGUGGGCUCUGGACCGGGCCUAUCGCGAUGCGCGCGUGGAACUCUGAGGGAAGAGUUAGCCCCGGUUCCCAGCCGCAGGUUGCCAGUUGCCCAAGAUCGGGGGUCCGGCUGUCCUUCUGUCCUGUUGCAGACUAAAGGUCUGGCCAAUGUCUUGCCCCACCCCGCCAGCCGCGAUACGGCGCAGUUCCUAUAUUCAUGUUAUUUAUUGUGUACUGGCCCCAUCUGCCCCGUCAAAUAAAAAACCACAAGGUUCGA
Messenger RNA from Gorilla gorilla gorilla (western lowland gorilla), 1916 nucleotides. RefSeq names its product prolyl 4-hydroxylase, transmembrane (gene P4HTM). Gene Ontology annotation, biological process: peptidyl-proline hydroxylation to 4-hydroxy-L-proline. The record is from RefSeq and is a predicted model, not a curated record. Gene Ontology annotation, cellular component: endoplasmic reticulum. The transcript has 9 exons. Gene Ontology annotation, molecular function: procollagen-proline 4-dioxygenase activity; calcium ion binding; L-ascorbic acid binding. Bases 17 to 1708 code for a protein of 563 amino acids. NCBI's taxonomy places the organism in Eukaryota, Metazoa, Chordata, Mammalia, Primates, Hominidae.